AGCAACCUCCACGUGGUGGGACCUGGUAAUCGAUAUUACUUGCGAUGUAACAUAUAUAUAUAUUCCGUAAUUUCUGUCGUGAAAACAACGCAAGUACUAUCGAGCUAAUGGCUGCCUUUAUUAUGGCUUAUAGAGUAUUAUUUUGUUAUUUAAAAAAAAAAAAGUACAUGUUUCAAUCAGUAAUAUGUUUCACGUAGUACUUUUCAAAUGAUUAAUUGAUUAAUAAUAAUAAUAAUAAUAAUAAUAAUUUUCAAAAUUCUUCUCGAUCCAUUCCUUCCUUCGUUAUAUCGUAUCUCCAGUGAAUUUCGUUAUUUUAUUUUCACAAUUCGAAUAUAUUUUAUUUCUUAUCGAAUAUUUGUUCAUCAAUAAAAGGGAUAUUAAUUAGAAAUGGAUAAUAAAAAUGAAGAAACUAUCGUAUACGUUGCGAUACCAAGGAAAGAAGAGCUCAGUUGCGUUAAUUGUGAAAUUGAUUUUAUUGAAGUACAAAAUUCAUUAGCAAGAUCGAAUUAUCAUUGGCAAAUAUUAAAGUGUCGAAUGGGGAGCAGCAGUCAGUUGUAUAGUCUCUCGUGGGGAGAAUUUAGCUCAUCUUUGGCUUCUGCUGUACAGUUACUUAGAGGACAUGGAGAUUUAGUGGAUGUAACAUUAGCAGCAGGAGGGCGUAGCUUUCCUGCACACAAGAUCGUGCUCUCGGCGGCAAGUCCCUUUUUGCUGGAUUUACUGAAGAGUACACCUUGCCAACAUCCAGUAGUUAUGCUAGCAGGUAUCGGAGCAGAUGAUUUAGAAUCAUUAUUGGAGUUUGUUUAUCGAGGUGAAGUCAGCGUUGAACCAUCUCAAUUACCAUCUCUUCUUCAAGCUGCUCAUUGUUUGUGUAUUCAUGGUUUAACACCCCCAACAAUAUUAACAGAAAGCGGCGAAGAAGUACCUCCAUCUGCAAUACCUGCGGCUAAUGAAGGAUUAUCAAGAGAAACUCUUAGUUCUUACUUCCCUUUAAAGAGGAGGAAAAAGAGAAGAAAGUCCUCCUCAUCUUCAGGAAAGUGGGCACGCGGAAACAUGACUAAUGACAGUGAAAACAGGCAUUUAAAUACACACGCAGAUGAUCAUGGAACAACAGAUUAUGAUCCAAAGGAUAUCGAUGCUCAUCAUGGUGAUGACACAGCAAGCGAUCAGUUGGGAUAUACGAAUCAUCAGGGUAGCCAUUCACCUCCUUCCAAAGAGGCAAAACCAGUAACUACAGAAAAUUCUCAAGCAGGAGCUCAUCAGGAACAUACGUCAGAUAGUGAACAACACUUACAGACACUGACGCCGAUACAACCAUAUUCACCACUGCAUAUACCUCAGUUUCCUGGUUCAAUGAAUAUGGGCUACCCACAAGGAGUACCGCUCCCACUCACGCAGGGAUCGGCAGCUGGAACACCUACGUGUGCUCUAUCAGGAAGUUUAAAAGUUCGUGGUGCUUCAGAUUGUCCAGGCAUUUGUCCACUUUGUGGUGCUACGUUACGUCAAGCAAGAAAUUUGCGCAGGCAUCUUUUAUCGUCUUGCAAGUGUCGAUUUAGUAGUCAUCCCUUACAAGGUUCAUUGUCCGAUUCAAUGAUGAUUGAAGUUAAACCAGAAGUCGAGGUAACGGAAUACAGUGAGCAAUCAGCCAAUCAUGGGACUGACAGUGGAAAUAGUGAACGAAUAAUUUGUAAACCCAGUCCACUUCCUUCGCCCGUCUCGCGCGAAUCAAAUGUUGUCUCUCCCCGCAGCAACGCACCAUCGCCAACUAUAGCCAGAUGAAAAUAUCGGAAAAAGUUGAAAGACAGGACUUAGCACUAGUGGUGUUAUUGCUCGAAUCAGUUCAACUAACUGCUUCAUUUGAAAGAACAUCACGCGUUUCGAUUAAUUUUUUUCCCACCUAAUAAGCCGACGAAGUCUUGAUUUUCUCAUUUAUUUAGCAGCUCGUUCACGUACUUAUUCAAUAUAAGUUUUAUAUUUUAUACAACUUUAUAAUAAUAUAAUUAAUAAUACAUUGCGAUUUCUUUAAAUCAUCCAAUGACAAGAGAUUAUUAUAAUGUUUAUGUUAUGUUUAUAUAUAUAUUUCUCGUAUUCAUUUCUUCUUUUCAGUUAUAUGUUCCUUUGGAUAAACCUAAAUUAUGUUAUGCGCGGCCUGAGAUAUUUAUAAUUCAUUUCAUCUCAUAUAGAAUCUUCCACGAUAGUAAGUAAGAGCAGUAUCCUAGGGUUAAUGGGAGUAGCAGUCGGUAAAAUUUGUAGUCAUAGUGCAAGGGAUGGGGUAUGUAUAGUAAAAUGUGCUCCGAAUUUUUAACAUCUUAAAAAUACAUAAUUCAUUUUCACAAAACUUGCAUAUAAAU
Messenger RNA from Vespa mandarinia (Asian giant hornet), 2348 nucleotides. RefSeq lists its product as uncharacterized. Gene Ontology annotation, biological process: regulation of transcription by RNA polymerase II. Gene Ontology annotation, cellular component: nucleus. Lineage: Eukaryota; Metazoa; Arthropoda; Insecta; Hymenoptera; Vespidae. Gene Ontology annotation, molecular function: protein binding. The record is from RefSeq and is a predicted model, not a curated record.